Molecule: messenger RNA, 2169 nt
Organism: Sitodiplosis mosellana (orange wheat blossom midge)
Lineage: Eukaryota; Metazoa; Arthropoda; Insecta; Diptera; Cecidomyiidae
Gene: Alg9
Product: alpha-1,2-mannosyltransferase ALG9
Exons: 3
Coding region: 199-2013 (604 amino acids)
Biological process (GO): protein N-linked glycosylation
Cellular component (GO): endoplasmic reticulum membrane
Molecular function (GO): alpha-1,2-mannosyltransferase activity
Source: RefSeq, a predicted model, not a curated record
AUACAUAUGGGCAUUGAUGGUGAUGUGAAAAUCACGACAUCUAAAUUAAACAGAACGUCACCAACAAGACAUCAUUUAUCUCAUCCAUUCUUGAAAACAUCAAAUAGAAUGUAACUUUGGUACAGGAGGAAAAUUCAAAAUUAAGAAAAAAAACAAAUCAACAUUGGCUUCGAUCAAAAUUAAUCAUUCGCAUCAAAAAUGACACCGGGCAUAAGGCAUCGUUUAACAAAAACCGACAAUAUUCAACCACUACCGAAACGAGGACCGAAAAAAACAAAACCAAAACCGGACACUUUUGAACCAAAACCAAACAAUUGUGAAAAAGUGGCGAUAGCAAGGUUGAGUGAAUUGAAACCGGGAGCUGAUGUGGCGUUCAAAGCAAUACUGAGUGCGCGUUUUUGUGCAGCAAUUUGGAGUCACAUAUCGGAUUGUGACGAAACAUUCAACUACUGGGAACCAUUGCACUUUCUUGUCUAUAGCCAUGGCUUACAAACUUGGGAAUACAGUCCAGAAUUUGCAUUGCGUUCGUAUACGUAUCUGCUGUUUCACGCUGUUCCGGCUUGGUUUUACAACAUUCUCUUUCAUCCAAAUCCGAUGCUUGUGUUCUACUUCGUUCGUUGUCUGCUUGGCUUGUGUUGUGCCGUUAUGGAAGCGUAUUUCUACAGAGCGGUGUGCCGUGAAUUUGGUGUACAAAUCGGACGAAUCUGGCUAAUUUUCCAGUUGUUCAGCGCAGGAAUGUUUACCGCGGGCACUGCACUGUUGCCGAGUACAUUCUCAAUGUACUUUAGCUGUGCAUCAUUGGCAUGCUGGUGGCAUCAGAAAUACCCGUUGGCCAUCUUUUUCGUUGCGAUAUCAACAAUAUUGGGUUGGCCAUUUGCAGCUGUACUAUCACUGCCACUGUGCUAUGAUGUUCUGGUGAUUCAGAAGAAAUAUCGACUAUUUGCAUUUUGGGCUGGAAUUUCUGGUUCAACGAUACUUUUACCAAUGGUGUCCAUCGAUUCGAAUUACUUUGGCAAACUAACAAUCGCCCCGCUGAAUAUGGUUCUCUACAAUGUGUUCACGUCGCACGGACCAAAUUUGUACGGCACCGAACCGUGGACAUAUUACUUUAUCAAUGGCUUCUUAAACUAUAAUAUCGUAUGGGUUUUGGCAUUGGUAACGCCAUUGGUUCUGUUUAUCGUUCAUUUGGUUGUACCAGCGAAAAUAACACCAACACUUUAUCUGCCAUAUUAUUUAAGCCUGGGACCACUAUAUAUAUGGUUGUUAAUUUUUAUGGUGCAACCGCAUAAAGAGGAGCGUUUUCUCUAUCCAAUCUACCCGAUGAUAUCGUUGUGCGGCGCAAUUUCGGUCGAUGCUAUUCAAAAGCUAUUGUAUCGUCUGCGAGUAGCUGUUAAACCAUUUCCACCUGGGUCACACUAUCUGGACCAUACCAUGUGGGUUGUUGGCAUUGUAAUGAUCUUACCAUCAAUUUUAGGAUUGUCACGCGUUGCAUCUCUCUACUACAACUAUCAUGCACCAAUGGAUGUUAUGAUCGAGCUGAAUACGUUCCACUUGGAACAAAACCAUUCACCAAAUGUUCGCUACAACGUUUGCGUCGGCAAAGAUUGGUACCGUUUCCCGGGAAGUUUCUUUUUGCCAGCACCGAAUUUCCGACUUCGUUUCCUCAAAUCGGAAUUCAAAGGCAUGCUACCGGCUUACUAUGAAGAAAGUAUCAACGGCACGAAAAUCGUUCACGAUUAUUUCAAUGACAUGAACCAGGAGAACGAAGCAAUGUACUUUAAUUACACAAAAUGCCAUUUCUUAUUCGAUCUCGAUGUGGGCAAAGAGACCGAACUCGAACCAAACUAUGCAAAAAAUACCAAAGAGUGGACCACUGUUAAGUCAAUCCCAUUUUUAAAUGCCGAAAAAUCGCAGGCCAUUUACAGGGCAUUUUUCAUUCCAUAUAUCAGUGAUAGAUAUGUUGAAUAUGGACAAUUCAAUCUAUUGAAACGGAAAAAAUUCAAUAUGAAUUAAUAACGAAUUGUAGAAACGUAAACAAAAAGAGAAAAUUGUGUAAAACAAAAAAAAGUAAUACUUUAAGUCCAAUGCAUUAAAGCAAAAUGAAUUGUUGUAAGAAAAUUUCGAAGAAAUUACAACGAAAAUAGAAAUAAAGUCUUGUAGAACUGAAAA